Molecule: messenger RNA, 351 nt
Organism: Triplophysa rosa
Lineage: Eukaryota; Metazoa; Chordata; Actinopteri; Cypriniformes; Nemacheilidae
Gene: cmc4
Product: C-x(9)-C motif containing 4 homolog (S. cerevisiae)
Exons: 2
Coding region: 72-269 (65 amino acids)
Cellular component (GO): mitochondrial intermembrane space
Source: RefSeq, a predicted model, not a curated record
AUAGAGAUGCACACAUAAACAACACAAGCUUCUCUUCUUCAUCAAAGUUGCAACUAAAAUCUUACAAUAAGAUGUCGCAAAAAGAUCCUUGUCAAAAGCAGGCCUGUGCGAUACAGAAAUGUUUACAAGCCAACAAAUACAUGGAAAGUCGUUGUGACGAUGUGAUCCGAGCCAUGAAGAAGUGUUGUGAAGCGCAUGCAGGAGAAAACUCUGUGUGCUGUUCUGGAUUUACCAAAGACAUCAAAUCUACAAAGACAACAACAACAUAGCAUGCGUUGAUAUAUCGGGGUGAUCUGUGGAGUCUUUACCUCGUGCGCGUUAAGCACAUGUUGAAUAAAUAUUUAUCACAAA